Messenger RNA from Phodopus roborovskii (desert hamster), 1037 nucleotides. It is a transcript of the gene Ccdc137, whose product is annotated as coiled-coil domain containing 137. Lineage: Eukaryota; Metazoa; Chordata; Mammalia; Rodentia; Cricetidae. The transcript has 6 exons. The record is from RefSeq and is a predicted model, not a curated record. The coding region runs from base 10 to 879 and encodes 289 amino acids.
ACGUUAACGAUGGGAAGACCGAGACGCGCAGCCGAGGAGGCCGUCAGGCCUGCGGGCAUUAGAGGCUCCGGACAGCCGCACGCGCGACGGCAGCAGCAGGCGCAGGGACAGCAGCGCUCGGCUUCAUGGCCGGGACAGCGCAGAAAAGAAAAGAAGAAAGUGGAUUGCAAGCCCAAGAACCAGGAUGAGCAAGAAAUUCCUUUCAGGCUCCGAGAGAUUAUGAGGAGCCGUCAGGAGAUGAAAAAGACACUGAGUAACAAGAAGAGAAAGAAGGAGGCCCAGGUGGCUUUCAAGAAGACACUGGAAAAGGAAGCAAAUGGAGAGGAACCAGACAUCAUUGUCCCCAAGUUCAAGCAAAGGAAGGGAGAGUCUGAUGUGGCCUACAUCCAACGCAUGGAGCAGGAGGCCCAGCAUGUGCUGUUUCUCAGCAAGAACCAGGCCACUCGGCAGCCAGAGGUGCAGGCAGCCGCCAAGAAGGAGAAGUCUGAGCGGAAGAAAGCCUUCCAGAAGCGGCGACUUGAAAAAGCCCAGAAGAAAAAGGAGGCAAGAGCAGUGGACAGGCUGGAGCAGGAGUUGCUGAAAGACACUGUGGAGUUUGGAGAAGUUGCGCUGCAGCCCCCAGACCUGACGGUCCAGCCCAGGAGGAGCAGUAGCAGGGAUGCGCCUGGCAGGAAAUCGCUAAUGCUAAAGAUGCUUUUGGGCACUGGUGGAGUGUCCCUGACUCCAUCCGCCUCACUGGCCCGCCAGCGGAUCCUGGGGGAAGAGCGAGAACGGGCUGUGCAGGCGUACAGAGCUCUGAAGAAGCAGCAGCGCCAGGAAGUGACACUUGCACAGCCACCUGGCAGCUCUUCUCAGAGAAAGUUCCAGACUCGUCUGUGAUUCAGAGCCCCCGGGGUCUGUUCCCCUGGAAACCGGCCUGAAAAGGGGACAGACAGCAGAUGCUUGUCCCUGGAUUGGGGGCUGAGCGCAAGCGUUCACUGUGGCGGUGGGGUGCCUUUCUUUCCCCCUCCCUUAAAGUUUACCCUUUUUCACAGUGA